UGAUCCCAGCUCUAACAUUCGAGUGAAAAUGUGUGCGUGUAAGAGAUUUAUUUAUUGAGCGGCGACUUUCGGGCGUCCCGUUAAUCGGACUAACUAUUUUAUUUAUUUAUGUAAACAAACGCGAGCCGAAUUAAGUGCAAUAUAGAAUUAGCGGCUAUAUGUCAAGUGCAAGGAAUACGAAGACGGCGACCAAAAAGACUCACACUGACGCACACUAACACACGGGCGCGCGCGCUGCUGCGUCUGUGUGUGUGUGUGCCUGCCACUACUGUGUGUGUAUAAGUGUAUACAUCUAAGAAGAAGCAAGAACUCAAACUCAAGUGAACAACUCAAAACAAACUCAAAUGUCGGCGCAGGGUGAAGGGGGCGGUGCUGGCGGAAGCGGUGGCGGUGGCGCUGGUUCAGAUGGCGGCGGCAAUGCUGGGCAAAGUUCCACUGGGAGUGGCACAGUGGUGGUGACCAACGGUGGCAACUCGUCCGCCAAAAACCAGCUGCCUCUCACCCCGCGCUUCACCGCCGAGGAAAAGGAGGUCCUGUACUCCCUGUUCCAUCUACACGAGGAGGUCAUCGACAUCAAGCAUCGCAAGAAGCAGCGCAACAAGUACUCCGUCCGCGAAACAUGGGAUAAGAUCGUCAAGGACUUCAACUCGCACCCGCAUGUGAGCGCCAUGCGAAACAUCAAGCAGAUUCAGAAAUUUUGGCUCAACUCCAGACUCCGCAAACAGUAUCCGUACAGGGAUGGCAGCUCCUCAAAUCUCAGCUCUGGUAGCGCCAAGAUCAGCUCGGUAUCCGUGUCCGUCGCAUCGGCGGUGCCCCAACAGCAGCAGCAACAGCAUCACCAGCAGCACGACAGCGUCAAGGUGGAACCCGAGUACCAGAUUAGUCCCGAUGCCUCCGAGCACAAUCCCCAGGCGGACACAUUCGACGAGAUCGAGAUGGAUGCUAACGAUGUGAGCGAGAUCGACGAGGACCCGAUGGAGCAGCAGCAGCAGCAGCAGGAGGCUCAAGCUCAAGCUCAAGCCCAGGCCCAGGCUCAGGCUCAAGUGCAAUCCGCCGCCGCCGAAAUGCAGAAGAUGCAACAGGUGAACGCGGUGGCAGUGGCUGCGGCGGCGGCGGCCAAUGCCACCAUGAUCAACACCCACCAGAUAAACGUGGACCAGAUCAGUGCUGAGAAGCUGACUCUGAAUGAUCUACUGCACUUUAAGACCGCUCGCCCGCGCGAGGAGAUUAUAUUGCAGAUUAAGCACCCAUCAGAAGCUACCGCCACCCAGAUCCAUACAAUACCCACCCAGGCGCAACAGCAUCCAAUGGCCACGAUCACCGCCGGUGGCUACAAUCAGCAGAUCAUUAGCGAAAUCAAGCCGCAGCAGAUCACUUUGGCCCAGUACCAGGCUCAGCAGCAGCAGCAGGCCCAAGCGCAGGCUCAGGCUCAAGCGCAGGCUCAGGCGCAAGCUCAGGCACAGGCCCAGGCUCAGGCACAGGCCCAACAGCUUGCCCAGCAGCAACUGGCUCAACAUCAGCAACUGGCCGCCGCCGUCCAAGUGCAUCACCAGCAGCAGCAGCAACAACAGGCGGCCGUUGCCGUCCAACAGCAACAACAGGCAGCAGCGGCGGCAGCGGUUAAGAUGCAACUAACAGCCGCCACGCCCACGUUCACCUUCAGCGCCCUGCCCACAGUUACGGCUGCCACGACGGUGCCCACGGCAGUUCCAGUGCCCGUAGCCACUGCAUCAUCGACAUCUGGGAACUCAGGGGCGGUCAACACAUCAACGGCCUCCUCCGUGAGUAUCAACAAUACCAGCCUUGGCGGAGGGGGAGGAAACGGAGCCGCCAAUUCAUCUACUGUCGCUGCGGACAGCUUCGAAGAGCGAAUGAACUACUUCAAGAUCCGCGAGGCCGAACUGCGCUGCAAAGAGCAGCAGCUGUCCACGGAGGCCAAGCGCAUAGAGCUUAACAAGGCGCAGGAUGAACUCAAGUACAUGAGGGAGGUCCAUCGACUUCGAGUCGAGGAGCUCAAGAUGAAGAUACGCAUCCUGCAGAAAGAGGAGGAACAGCUGCGGAAGUGCUCCAAUUCAUGAGGUCUGGAGGACAUUAGCGACGCCGACGGUGACGGUGACGACGAUGAGGAGGACGCGGAUACCUACUUGGAUCGCUUCAACCCUGGGGGCUUUUAGUUCUUUAGUCUUAGGUCUACAACUAGCAUCUACUCCUAACCCGAAUCCCCCCCAAUUCCCCUUUCCACAUACAUUUUUUUGUUAAGGUUUUUUUUCUAGUUGUCGCGGGGCGGGGGACAACGGUGCGACUUUAGUCCAUCGCUGGCCAGGAUUACCGACUAAGCCAUCACUAAUUGUAAAUCGCAAUCAAUCAAUUAUACAGACACGCAAAAUACAGUGGGCGUGGCCAGUUAUUCCACGAUGUAAACUUAGGCAAGUCUAAUGUUACUAAAA
Molecule: messenger RNA, 2447 nt
Organism: Drosophila yakuba
Lineage: Eukaryota; Metazoa; Arthropoda; Insecta; Diptera; Drosophilidae
Gene: z
Product: regulatory protein zeste
Exons: 3
Coding region: 345-2078 (577 amino acids)
Biological process (GO): regulation of transcription by RNA polymerase II
Cellular component (GO): nucleus
Molecular function (GO): transcription cis-regulatory region binding
Source: RefSeq, a predicted model, not a curated record